Messenger RNA from Cajanus cajan (pigeon pea), 1717 nucleotides. It is a transcript of the gene NST1, whose product is annotated as NAC (No Apical Meristem) domain transcriptional regulator superfamily protein. Lineage: Eukaryota; Viridiplantae; Streptophyta; Magnoliopsida; Fabales; Fabaceae. The record is from RefSeq and is a predicted model, not a curated record. Gene Ontology annotation, molecular function: DNA binding. Gene Ontology annotation, biological process: regulation of DNA-templated transcription.
UAAUUCCAUGCUGUGUAUCAUUUGGUCCUUUCUGUCCCACAGCACAUAUAUAUAGUCUCCCUUUACAUACUCAUUCCAGUACACACACCACCUCAUUAUCUUUCUUUCUUUCCUAUCCUUCCUUCUAGUGUACCCAUUUUGAAUGUGUUCUCUCUCUUUUCUUUGGGUCCCCGGUGAAUCUAGAACCACUUCCUAGCUUCUCUUCUUGCUAUCAUAUAUCAUCGAUCACUCUCAUAGUUAACCUCCUGAAUGCCGGAAAACAUGAGCAUAUCAGUGAAUGGACAAUCUCAAGUCCCACCUGGCUUCAGGUUUCACCCAACAGAAGAGGAGCUUCUUCAGUACUACUUGAGGAAGAAGGUCUCCUACGAAAAGAUUGACCUCGAUGUGAUUCGUGACGUUGAUCUCAACAAGCUCGAGCCAUGGGACAUACAAGAGAAAUGCAAAAUAGGAACAACUCCGCAGAAUGAUUGGUACUUCUUCAGCCACAAAGACAAGAAGUACCCCACUGGAACGCGCACCAAUCGCGCCACUGCUGCAGGGUUCUGGAAGGCCACUGGCCGCGACAAAGUUAUAUACAGCAACGGUAAGAGAAUUGGAAUGAGAAAGACUCUGGUUUUCUACAAAGGAAGAGCCCCACACGGCCAGAAAUCCGAUUGGAUCAUGCAUGAAUACAGGCUCGAUGACAACACCACCAGCGACACCAACAUCGUGUCGAAUGUGAUGGGAGAUGGUGGACAAGAAGAAGGGUGGGUGGUGUGCAGGAUAUUCAAGAAGAAGAACCAUCUGAAAACCCUAGACAGCCCUCUAGGUUCUGGUGAAGGUAGAAGGAGCCACAGCCACUUGUUUGACUCGUGCGACGAGGGAGCUUUGGAGCAGAUACUUCAGCAAAUGGGAAGGGGUUGCAAGGAAGAGAGUAGCUACGAGGGAAACUACAACAACAACAGCAACAGCAACAGCAACAGCAACAACAGCAUGAACUAUGGAAGGUUGGUAAGGCCUUUCGACAAUGAGAGGUUCAUGAAGCUGCCAAGCCUGGAGAGCCCAAAAUCCACAAGCAUGGAGAGCCAGCACAAUAAUAAUGGUGAUAAGAAUGAUGGGUACCAUCCCAUAAUUCCUGUGGAGAUGGGCACGGACAAUGAAGGGUCAUUCGCAACCCACCAGCACCAGGUGAGUGGUUCUGACCCCAGCAUGGUUCACGCAUUGGAGGUAGGAUCAGGUGGUGGAGGCCUCACCAACUGGGCUGCGCUGGACCGUUUGGUCGCGUCUCAACUCAAUGGCCAGACCGAGGCCUCUAGGCAAUUGGCCUGCUUCAACGACCCCACCAUCGGCUAUUGCACCACCGACCAUGAUCUUCAAUUGCCAACCCUCCGAUCCUCAUCAACGCCUUCAUCAACGUCGGCACACGCUAGGCUUCAUGCUCCUCCCGCAUCCUACAUCAACCCCACACAGGACUUCACCAGCGAGAUUGACCUUUGGAACUUCACUCGAUCCACGUCCUCCUUGCUGGCUUCCUCAGAACCACUGUGCCACGUGUCCAACACGUCAGUCUAGCCCAAUAAAUAAAUAAAUCAUAAUAAUAAUAAUCAUCAUCAUCGUCAUAAUAAUAAUAAUAUUAAUAUCCCAACCCCACCACCCUCAUCGUCCUCCCAUGUUCCAUUGUUAAAUAUAGAAAUAAUUAGUUCUUCAUCAUAUAUCAUGUUUAAUUAGUUCUUCUCAA